AUCCCACAGGAUCUACGGCAAUGAGAUAAAUGAUUUCAAACGGUUUCCCUCCACCAUGGGCCGCCAUCGCAAUGCUGAAAAGUCCUUACAGGACCAAACAAACAUUUUGCCAAUCGGCCAGCUGAUCAUAGUUUUCUCUGGACUGGCCUUUUCCUUACUCAUUUGCUUUAUUGACCAAAAUGGUAUCAGUGUCGCUCUUCCGACUAUCAGCAAAGAGCUAAAUGCCGAACAAACCAUCUCUUGGGCAGGAACAUCUGCGCUUAUUGCAAAUACUGUUUGCACCGUUUUGUAUGGUCGAUUAUCUGACAUAUUCGGCCGCAAAAGCGUUUAUCUUAGCGUUCUUAUACUCUUAUCCAUUGCUGAUCUGCUAUGCGGACUAAGCCAAAAUGCUUCGAUGCUAUAUGUCUUUCGUGCACUGGCGGGUAUUGCCACCGGAGGCAUAACAAAUAUGACUAUGAUUAUCGUCAGUGACGUUGUGACGCUUCAGGACAGAGGAAAAUAUCAAGGUAUUCUAGGUUCGUGCGUUGGGCUGGGUAAUGUUAUUGGACCGUUCAUCUCAGCAGCUUUUGUACAACGUGCGUCCUGGAGAGAUAUCUUUUACUUGCUUUGCCCGUGGGCGGCGGUGUGUGCCAUCAUCGCUUGGUUUCUCUUACCUAGCAAGAUGCGGCCGGAAUCAAGGAAGAGCCAGGUGAAAAAGAUUGAUUUUUGGGGUGUCCUCACCUCGACAAUUGCGAUUAUCUUUGUUCUGAUCCCUGUAUCGGGAGGGGGCCUGUAUUUCCAAUGGAACUCGCCUAUGGUAAUCAGUAUGUUGAUCAUCGGAGGAUGUUCAUUUGUGGCGUUUUUAUUCAUAGAAUGGAAGGUUGCUGCGUUACCGAUGAUGCCUCUGUCUCUAUUUAAAAGCCCAGUGAUUACGGCACUGUUCGCACAGAGCUUUCUUCUCGGAGCUGCCUAUCAGUCUUUGCUGUACUAUUUGCCACUGUACAUCCAGAACGGACGGGGCUGGUCACCUAUCCAGUCUGCGCUUCUCACAAUGCCAAUGGUACUGCCUCAAUCCAUGGCGUCUAUAAGCUCGGGGCUGUAUAUGUCACGCAGAAACAGAUACCUUGAAGUGAUUUGUACUGGAUUUGCUCUGUGGCUCCUAGGAUCUGGUUUAACCCUAAUGUUUGAUGACAGCACUUCUAAGGGUGUGAUUUGUGGCGUGCUCGUCGUUGUCGGUGGAGGCAUUGGUUGUACAUUCCAGCCAACUUUAGUCGCUAUGCAAGCCCAUACCACCAUGGCGAAGCGCGCAGUUGUCAUCUCUGUUCGCAACUUCUUCCGCUGUGGAGGUGGUGCUGUUGGGUUGGCUGUCUCAGCAGCGAUCUUACAAGCCGUUCUCAAGCGGAACUUGCCCGCUGGGUACGAAUAUCUCGCUCAUUCUACGUAUGCAACCCCAGACCGAAGUUCGGUUCCAGCAGCAGAUUGGGACGCUAUCGUGAACGCAUAUGUGAAGGCGUCGCAUGCGGUAUUCAUUUUCCAGGUUCCAUUAGUAGGAUUGUGUUUGUUGUGUUGCGUUUUCAUCCGGGACAAGGGAUUGAAUAAACCAGAGGAGAAAAAUACACAAAAAGAGACGCCAAAAGCUGCCACGGAAUCUACGGCCACAACGCAAGUUGACGUAGAAAUGGAGGCAGUAGAAGGUGAAGACAACUUUGGCCAUAACGUGCCAGGGCAAUCGGAUGAAAAAGAAAAGGACGCCAUGUGUCUUGUCACGAGCCCUGCUCUUGAAGUGACGGCUGAGAAAACACGAUCAUAAAAUGAAUGAUCUGGAAUUAUUGCUUCCUUUUUAUUAAAAGUUGAAAAAAGAGAAAUCGGUAAAUAAUAAUUAUCAUGACGACACGACAUCGAGUAUUAUGCGAGAAGCCUUGCUGGCCAACUUAGAACCAAGUCAUAGGGUUCAUGUUAUUGAUAAAGACACAACAUUGUAUAUAGACAGAUGUCCUUCUAAUCCAAAUCUUAAACUAAUCAACUCCAAUGGAACAAUCAUCGAUAUA
Messenger RNA from Talaromyces proteolyticus, 2027 nucleotides. Its product is annotated as putative MFS transporter. The transcript has 3 exons. Gene Ontology annotation, biological process: transmembrane transport. NCBI's taxonomy places the organism in Eukaryota, Fungi, Ascomycota, Eurotiomycetes, Eurotiales, Trichocomaceae. The record is from RefSeq and is a predicted model, not a curated record. The coding region runs from base 56 to 1789 and encodes 577 amino acids. Gene Ontology annotation, molecular function: transmembrane transporter activity.